AUGUGCCCCCAGACCUGCGUAGCAUAUACAGGCCCGUACGCCCAUCUGGACCGCUGUCCGGACAAAGACUGCACCGAAAUGCGCUACGAGACGCGCGGCAACAAACGCGUCGCGCGACGGACGUUCCAGACACAUCCGUUAGGCCCUCAACUUCAGGCCCUCUACCGGUCGCGUCAGUGUGCCAAACGUAUGCACCAUCGCGAGGGACUGAUGGCGCGCCUGUUGGAAAUGGCCAAUGCCCAGAAGAUGGUCGAGGUCGCUGAGGACGUAUUCUUUGCUGAGGACUAUCUGAGACUGGUCGACGCUGGGACUUUUCUGGAAGAUGACCUGGUUUUGAUGCUCUCUCUUGACGGCGCGCAGCUCUAUGAAUCCAAACAGUCUGACUGCUGGAUAUACAUCUGGGUUCUCUUCGAUUUGGCGCCCGACGUUCGGUACAAGAAGCGGUACGUGCUUCCGGGUGCGUUCAUUCUGGGCCCUAAGAAACCCAAAAAUAUCGAUUCUUUCCUCUUCCCUGGGCUAUACCACGUUGCUGCUCUUCAGAAUAACCCUCUGAAAAUCUGGGAC
This is a messenger RNA of Dichomitus squalens LYAD-421 SS1, 564 nucleotides long. RefSeq lists its product as uncharacterized. The record is from RefSeq and is a predicted model, not a curated record. NCBI's taxonomy places the organism in Eukaryota, Fungi, Basidiomycota, Agaricomycetes, Polyporales, Polyporaceae. The annotation marks the transcript as partial. The transcript has a single exon.